Centrocercus urophasianus (Greater sage-grouse) is the source of this 1452-nucleotide messenger RNA. It is a transcript of the gene SEPTIN3, whose product is annotated as septin 3. Gene Ontology annotation, cellular component: septin ring; presynaptic cytoskeleton; cell division site. The transcript is spliced from 10 exons. The record is from RefSeq and is a predicted model, not a curated record. NCBI's taxonomy places the organism in Eukaryota, Metazoa, Chordata, Aves, Galliformes, Phasianidae. Gene Ontology annotation, molecular function: molecular adaptor activity; GTP binding; GTPase activity. Bases 4 to 1131 code for a protein of 375 amino acids. Gene Ontology annotation, biological process: cytoskeleton-dependent cytokinesis.
GCCAUGUCUGAGCUAGUUCCAGAGUCACGACAAAAGCCAGUUGUGCCGAUGAAACCCGUGGGCAUUAAUGCCAACUUACUGGGCUACAUUGGAAUUGACACCAUCAUUGAGCAGAUGCGCAAGAAGACCAUGAAGACAGGCUUCGACUUCAACAUUAUGGUUGUAGGUCAAAGUGGGCUGGGAAAGUCUACGCUGGUGAACACCCUCUUCAAAUCCCAAGUAAGCCGCAAAUCUUCAGGCUGGAAUCGGGAGGAGAAGAUCCCCAAGACAGUGGAGAUCAAAGCUAUUGGACACGUUAUUGAAGAAGGUGGGGUCAAAAUGAAGCUGACAGUGAUCGACACCCCGGGAUUUGGAGACCAGAUCAACAAUGAGAACUGCUGGGAGCCUAUUGAGAAAUACAUCAACGAGCAAUAUGAAAAAUUUUUGAAAGAGGAAGUGAAUAUUGCAAGGAAGAAACGAAUUCCAGACACACGAGUGCACUGCUGCCUCUACUUCAUCUCCCCCACGGGCCACUCCCUGCGGCCCUUGGACCUGGAGUUCAUGAAACAUCUCAGCAAAGUAGUGAACAUCAUCCCGGUUAUUGCCAAGGCUGACACCAUGACCUUGGAGGAGAAGACCGAAUUCAAACAAAGAGUGCGCAAAGAGCUAGAAGUGAAUGGGAUCGAGUUUUACCCCCAGAAAGAAUUUGAUGAGGACUUGGAGGAUAAAACAGAAAACGACAAAAUCAGGCAGGAAAGCAUGCCCUUCGCAGUAGUGGGCAGUGACAAGGAGUACCAAGUGAAUGGCAAAAGAGUCCUGGGCAGGAAAACACCUUGGGGAAUCAUUGAAGUGGAAAACCUCACUCACUGUGAAUUUGCCCUGCUUCGAGAUUUUGUCAUUAGGACUCACCUUCAGGACCUGAAAGAAGUGACCCACAACAUCCACUACGAGACCUAUAGGGCCAAGAGGCUGAAUGACAAUGGAGGGCUGCCCCCCAUGACCUCUGAGACAGAGGAAAACCAUGAAAGUAACCUGGCUUUGGAAGUGGGAUGUGUGGGGCAUGCUGGGGUCCUGUUUUUAUUCCUUGGGGAUGUGGCACGGAGAGACUCUGGGGCAGAUGGCAGAGUUCUUUGUGGGUGGGAAGGUAGCUGACUGCUCAGGGAGGAUGGUGGCACAGCAUUUUAUCUCCAUUUUUUGCUGUGGCUUGCAAAGUGAAAUGGCACCUUGGAAGUGAAUAAAUGGGAGAAGUGACAGAUUGACAGGUUUUGUGGUUCAGGGAAAGUGAGUGGUAGAAGGAGGCAGGUUGUGAGCCGUAGCAUCUAUCUGAGAAACAUCAAAGUAAUUGGGGGAAAGAGCCGUAUUUUCCAGAAUUAAAGAAUAAAAGAACACCAAGAUGUCUUCCUUGGUGUCCACUGGUGAUGGGAACACAAGAAAUAUCUUCUCCUCACCAAAAUAUCUAUGUUUGUCACUCCA